AUGCCUCGCAAGAGAAAAAGCAAUUUGGGUAGAAAAACAAAUAAUGCCAAGAGACAAAAAUUGUGUGUAUCCACGGAAUCAGUUGAUUAUGAUGAUUCGGACUCUGAUGAUGGUGUACAUAGCAAUAAUGAGUCGACAAUUUUAAGUUCCGUUGUAGUUGAAGAUUAUGCACGACCUUCAACCAGUCGAGAGCGUGUCGCCCUAUUUAGGUCUCAGCAGAAUGAAAAAGAACGUGAAAGCAGGCGAGACACUGAACGUUUAAGAUUUAGCCAAAGAAUACAAAAUGAGACGGAAGAGGAGCGAGAAGCUCGACGGAACAGGGACCGAAUACGGCACGUCCAGAGAAAAGAAAAUGAGACAGAAGAGGAGCGAGAUGCACGUCGGUGCAGCAACCGAAUACAGCAAGUUCAGAAGAGGGGAAACGAGACAGAGGUUGAGCGAGAAGCACGUCGGAACAGUGACCGAAUACUACACGUUCGGGGGAGGGAAAACGAAACAGAGGAGGAGCAAGAAGCACGUCGGGAGAGUGACCGAAUACUACAUGUUCAGAGGAGGGAAAACGAGACAGAUGAGAAGCGAGAAGCACGUCGGAACAGUGACCGAAUAAUACACGUAAGGAAGAGGGAAAAUGAAACAGAGGAGGAGCAAGAAGCACGUCGGGAGAGUGACCGAAAACUACAUGUUCAGAGGAGGGAAAACGAGACAGAUGAGGAGCGAGAAGCACGUCGGAACAGUGACCGAAUACGACACGUACGGAAGAGGGAAAACGAAACAGAGGAGGAGCAAGAAGCACGUCGGAACAAUGACCGAAUAUUACACGUCCAGAGAAGGGAAAACGAAACAGAGGAGGAGCAAGAAGCACGUCGGGAGAGUGACCGAAUACUACAUGUUCAAAGGAGGGAAAACGAGACAGUGGAGGAGGGAGGAGCACGUCGAAACAGUGACCGAAUCCUACACGUUCGCAGGAGGGAAAAUGAAACAAGAGAAGAGAGAGAAAGUAGGCAAGAACGAGAUAGAGUUCGGCAAAACCAACGUAGGAAUAAUGAAACUCCUGAAGAGCGGGAAGCUAGACAUAUAAUCGACAAUGAUAGGUACCGUCGCACUGUUGAAGAGCAAACUCUACUUUUGCAUGACGAGGCGACCCGAGUGGAGGAACUUCGAGCAAGCCAGGACAUUGCUGACAGAAAUGCCCGUGUUGCCGCUGAUUCUGAAAGACAUAGGGUUUUGUCACGCUUUGAGUUGGUCAAAGGAACCACGUGGAAUAUGUUGUGCUUCUGGUAA
Messenger RNA from Macrosteles quadrilineatus (aster leafhopper), 1281 nucleotides. RefSeq names its product trichohyalin-like. The record is from RefSeq and is a predicted model, not a curated record. The transcript is spliced from 2 exons. NCBI's taxonomy places the organism in Eukaryota, Metazoa, Arthropoda, Insecta, Hemiptera, Cicadellidae. The coding region runs from base 1 to 1281 and encodes 426 amino acids.